Parnassius apollo (apollo) is the source of this 312-nucleotide messenger RNA. Lineage: Eukaryota; Metazoa; Arthropoda; Insecta; Lepidoptera; Papilionidae. The record is from the annotation of a GenBank genome assembly.
AUGUCCGCGCACAUCGCCGUCCCUGACUUCGCUUAUUUCGUCGAAGGGCAACAAUUAAAACGUUAUGAAAAGAGUUCAUAUCGCCAGGAAACAGAUACGCUGAAAUAUGAACUUCGCCCAGUUCACGGGUCACAUACCGUCAGCGGCGGGGAUCCCGACCAUCCACCAGUUCGCGGCGAAGUUCGGGUACGAAGGAAACGGAGGCGGCGGCGUGGUGCAGGACACGCGCUACUCGACGAGCGGCACGGGUGGCGUUCAGUUCGCGGUGGCCCCGACCGCUGGUGUAGUGGACGGCAAGUUCCGACAGGCUGA